Molecule: messenger RNA, 1101 nt
Organism: Papaver somniferum (opium poppy)
Lineage: Eukaryota; Viridiplantae; Streptophyta; Magnoliopsida; Ranunculales; Papaveraceae
Exons: 1
Coding region: 1-1101 (366 amino acids)
Source: RefSeq, a predicted model, not a curated record
AUGAGAGAUAUUAUAAAAAAAGAAGAACUCGAUGCAAGAAGCAUGUACGGUGAUAGUGCUAAAGUAAAAAAGCUUUCCUUACCAAAUUCUAGUACGACACAAAAUCAGCAGACAUGUACGGGUCAAAGUGAAUUAUUUGAGAGUAUUGUUAAUAAAAUGUUUCAGAAGCACAGCAGGGAUGAUGUUGAUCAAAAGAUCGCGAGAUGCUUAUAUGUAAAUGCAAUUCCCAUGAAUGUUCUUCGGUCUCCAGCUUGGGCAGAAAUGGUGUCCGCCAUUAAUAAUGCACCAAAAGGCUACAAGUCUCCUUCUUAUGAAAAGGCUAGAACUUCUUUAUUAGACAAGGAGCAAAUGUUGGUAAAGCAAGCCCUAAAUCCUUUGGUGAGUGAUUGGCAGGCUCAUGGAGUUUCAAUUGUCUCUGAUGGUUGGUCGAAUGUGAAAAAUACAUCAUUAAUAAAUAUUAUGGCGGUAUCAGACGGCAAAGCAAUGUUUCUAAGCGCACACGACGUCUCAGGAAUAGAGAAAACUGGUGAGAACAUUUCUGCGAUUCUCUUGAAAGCAAUUGAAGAGAUUGGGCCUUGGAAUGUUAUACAAGUCCUCACAGACAAUGCGGAAAAUUGCAAACUGGCUGGAGAACUCAUAGAACAAAAGUAUCCCCAUAUAUUUUGGUCGGGUUGUUUAGCACACACCCUAAAUUUAUUAAUGAAGGACAUAGCAAAAUCCAAGGAACCAGCCAUUUCAUUUGUGAAAGAAACAUAUACAAAAGGCAAGGACAAUGUGAAGUUCGUGAGGAAUCAUUCUCAAUGUCUUGCUUUAUUUAAGAAGUUUUCUCCUUUGGAGGUUCUCAAAUCAAAGAAGACACGGUUUGGAUUUCAUUUCGUCGUGUUGUCCCGGAUUGUCGAGGUAAGAGCUUCUUUGAUUUCCAUGGUAUUAUCAGAAGAAUGGAAAGAACUUAAGAAACCUGCAAAUGCAGAAGAACAUGCAAAAAUCACCUCAAUUGUCAUGGAUGGGAAUUUUUGGAGUAAUGCGGAGAAGGUGUUGCGAAUAACGAAGUCGAUAUAUAUAAUGCUUAGAUUUUCAGAUUCCGAUAAGGCCGUUAUAUGA